UAAAAUGUCUCCAAUGCCUCCAACGGUCAAAUUGUUAUGAAACCCUAAGCGGCCAAACCCCAUCACAGAGAGAGAGAGAUGGGAAGAUGGAGAGGGAGAUCGGGAACCCAAUUGGAGGCGAGAAAGAUAGAGCGGAGGGAGUUGGAGGAGGAGGAAGUAGAUGAGGGGAAGGAGAUCGGUUUCUUUGCGUGUUAUCUGCUCUGCUCCUUGAGCCCUCGCCACAAGGGCCGCACUUACAUCGGGUUUACGGUCAAUCCUCGACGGAGGAUUAGACAGCACAAUGGUGAGAUAAGGUGUGGUGCAUGGAGGACAAAGCGAGGGCGUCCUUGGGAGAUGAUUUUGUGCAUCUAUGGCUUUCCCUCAAAUGUUUCUGCUCUUCAGUUUGAAUGGGCCUGGCAGCACCCGAAAGAGUCUUUAGCUGUCAGAAAAGCUGCUUCAAAUUUUAAAUCCCUCUCUGGCAUAGCAAAUAAGAUCAAGCUUGCAUACACAAUGCUCUCUCUUCCAGCCUGGGAGAAGUUAAACCUCACCUUUAAUUUCUUCUCAACAAAGUAUAUGAAGCAUACUUCUGGCUGCCCAGGAUUGCCAAAGCAAAUGAAGACUGCAAUACGUGUCAUGGAUGAACUUCCCUGCUAUGUGAAAGGUCCGAUAUUAGAUAGCGGCAAUGAAGAAGAUGCGGACAAGAACGAUACUGAAGAUGUGAAUUCUUCUGCUUCAUCAGAUGUAUCAAUUAAUCAUGUAGAAGGAGAUGUCUGUAAUGUGCAGAUAUCCAGUAACCACCUCUUUAAUUGGAAGGAAGCUGAUAAUUUCAGACAGAUAGUGGAAUUAGAGGAUUCCCAAUGUGUCCUUCAGUCUCCCAAGCUCACCAAGGAAUAUUACAGAAAAGCAUCCAGCAACACUUCCCCCAACAUGCUGGAUGUAUCAGUCAAUCAUGAAGUGGAAGAUUUUUGUAAUGUGGAAGAGGCUUCCUUUGAUAACCUGUUCUAUUGGCAGGAGUCUGAUAGUUCUAGACAGUCGGUGGAGGCAAUGUCAUAUUGCCUUAGCGAAUCUCCUCAUCCAAACAUGGAGUGCAGCAAAACCUCAUCAAGCAAAACUCUCAGAUCAUGCAGUAGGGAUCCCAUUGAGCGUCUCCAAGGAAAUGGUUUAGACAAGUCCAGACAACCAGUGACUCCCCAAAGGUCCAAUAAUAAGGCUUCGUUGGAUAGCCCAUAUCUUUCCCCUGAAGGUGAUGUAAUAAAUCUAGUAACACCAUCCAGCAACUUGAUUCACUCCCAGACCAAGAGGACCCUUGUUUACCCAGAGAUCAUCGAUCUGACCGACUCUCCUGUCAUUAUUCAACUGUAAUAACUUCUGGACACUGGGAAUGGCCGGCAAGCAUGCACCGCUCGGCACUGUAUUAUUAUUAAUCCAAUUCAAUCUGUGUGUGUCUCAGUUGUUGAGGAGAGAUUAAUUGUGCAUCAUGCUUUGAUUUUGCUCUAGAAACUUGAGCAUAUUAAGUGAUAUGGUGAAUUUGCAAGUUUAGUAAAUGAAGCUAUUGUUUGUGAUAA
Elaeis guineensis (African oil palm) is the source of this 1544-nucleotide messenger RNA. RefSeq lists its product as uncharacterized. Lineage: Eukaryota; Viridiplantae; Streptophyta; Magnoliopsida; Arecales; Arecaceae. Gene Ontology annotation, molecular function: 5'-flap endonuclease activity; crossover junction DNA endonuclease activity. Gene Ontology annotation, cellular component: Slx1-Slx4 complex. The record is from RefSeq and is a predicted model, not a curated record. Gene Ontology annotation, biological process: double-strand break repair via homologous recombination.